Molecule: messenger RNA, 972 nt
Organism: Debaryomyces fabryi
Lineage: Eukaryota; Fungi; Ascomycota; Pichiomycetes; Serinales; Debaryomycetaceae
Gene: NSP1
Product: FG-nucleoporin
Exons: 1
Biological process (GO): RNA export from nucleus; protein import into nucleus
Cellular component (GO): nuclear pore; nuclear pore central transport channel
Molecular function (GO): structural constituent of nuclear pore; phospholipid binding
Source: RefSeq, a predicted model, not a curated record
AAGGAUGACGAAAAGAAGGACGACAAACCUGCUUCAGGAUUUUCGUUUGGUGCUAAAAAAGAUGAAGAUAAAAAGGAUGAUAAAUCUUCUUCAGGAUUCUCGUUUGGUGCGAAGAAAGACGAAGAAAAGAAGGAUGAUAAGCCAGCUUCAGGAUUUUCGUUUGGUGCUAAAAAGGAUGAAGAGAAAAAGGACGAUAAGUCACUCGCUACCACUACAACCUCAACUACUAAACAAGAACCAAACUUAAAGCCUACUAAGAUUGAACCACAAGCAGUAUCUAUCGAUAAUAAGACCAUGGAUGAUUUAAUAAUUAAAUGGUCUAAACAACUUUCCACAACAUCAAAUAUUUUUGAAUCAUAUACCUCUAAAGUAAAGCAAUGGGAUCAGCAUUUAGUUAAGAGUGGGGAUGAAAUAUCCAAGUUGCAUCAGGACACUUUGGAAGCUGAAUCUUUACAAAAUAAAAUCGACCAGCAUUUGCUAUUUGUUGAAAACCAGCAAGAUGAAUUGGAUCAAAUAUUAGACAAUUACGAAGCACAAGCUGAUAUUUUGUUGAAUAAUAUUGAGUUAAACAAUGCAACUAACGAUAGCUUUAACAGCGGCUUAUCGAAUUUCUCAAAUGGCGGUUCCAAUGGUGGCUUAAGUGUUACCGAUAAAUUGCGUGAAAAGGCGUAUCAUAAUGCAGAAUUAUUAGACGAAAGAUUGGAUAACAUGGGUGAUAACUUGACAACCUUAAUCAAUGAAAUUAACUCAGUGAGUGAUGUUUUCAACAAAAACCUAUUGAAUGACAUAUCGAAUAUGAGCGAUCCGAAUAAUGAAACCAAGCAAUUUAAGCAAUCUCAAGAAAACCCUGUUGAGGAGAUAGUCAAAUUAUUGAAUUUGCAUUUAGAAAAUUUGAAGUAUAUUGAAAAAUCUGAAGCUACAUUAAAAGAAGAAUUAUCUAAGAUUAAUCGUACUAAGAAGAUCCAAUUCUAA